AUGAAGAGAAAGGCUGAAAAGCAAAUGCCUGCUGCUGCUCCCGUCAGCGCCUUUGCGGCGCGCAAAGCUCGUCAACAGCAGCUGCAAUCUGCAGUCUCUGUGGAGAAGCCAGCAGAGGUUGAACCGGUUCGAGAGCCACCAUCAAAAAAGCCGCGACAUACAUCGGAAGAGGACCAUGUACAAACGAGGGGAGCAGCAAAGAAAAAGGCAGAGUCUGUAAAGACCAAAGCUGCGCAGAAGCCGGUGAAAUCUCAGAAGUCUAGGGAACAAGUUCCAGAACCUGAGCCAGUCGAAGAUACUAGCCAAGCUCCCUCGGAUGAGGAAUCGGAGCAGGACAGUGCUGUGGAGGAGAUCAAUGGCGAUAAUGACGUUCCCGUUGGGGAUGAUGAGAAUGGGUAUGAAUCCCCAACGGAGAUUCCUGUGGAAAUGCAGAACUUCCCUCUCUCCAAGGCCCGUUUGAACAAGAAGAGCAUAGCUUACAGCGACGAACAAACGCUGUGUGUUCGCAUAAAAGAGAAGAUGAAUCUCGCGCUUAUUGGACAUUAUGAUAUCUGGGUGAAACGGGGCGUGGUCAGUUUGAUGGGUGCAAAGCUGCAUCCUUCCGCGCGGAUAUACCGAGUCUAUGCUCCUUCGACACAUUCUUUGCCCGUUAUCAAAUGCGUGACUGGUGUUGAUGGUGAGGCUGAAAUUGAGGUCAAGUCAUGCCACAGUGGCAUCUAUCGUCUUAGAGAUCUAUCGCCUUUAUAUCAACGGAUAUGGAAUGGCAAGAAUACUUCGGCGGAUAAGCUUACCUUCAAGGGAGGUCAAAACAGCAAGAGGACAUUCUCAGUGCUGUAUACAUCAGCGGAUGAUCCUCUAAACCGCCAUUUGCGGCCGCUGCAUCUCGAAAAACAAUGGAGCUCUGCAAUCAGAUCUCUUUCUCAACGAGGUGGACAACUCAGGGCGCUGAUCUGUGGUCCUAAAGCAUCUGGAAAAUCGACAUUUAGUCGGUAUCUUUUGAAUCAUCUUCUUAGCCCCGCCCCACAGGUCGAAGCCGACUUCAGCAACACCGACGGAGUCGCUUUUCUGGACCUGGACCCCGGGCAGCCAGAAUUCUCUCCAAUGGGUCAGGUUUAUCUUGCCCAUUUACGUUCUCCCUUCUUUGGUCCUCCGUUCACCCACCCGUCGCUAGACGAUUCUCUUGAUGGAACGAUGGUCCGAGCCCAUCAUAUCGGGGCAACAUCUCCAAAAGACGACCCUGACCAUUAUGUACUUGCAGCAAUGGAUCUGAUGGACCGCUAUCGGUCUUUGUUGGCAACCUACCCUCAAUGUCCGUUAAUCAUCAACUACCCUGGCUGGAUCUUUGGACUCGGUCUGGAAGUUGCUACAUGGCUGGUCAAGUCUCUUGGUCUGUCAGAUGUGGUAUAUAUGAGUGAAAAGGGACCAAUGGAAGUUGUGGAACCUCUGGGUCAGGCAGCGAACGAGGCCAGGAUCCCUCUGACUACACUGCCAUCUCAGCCAACCGAUUUCGUGAGCAGGUCGAGCGCUCAGCUGCGCUCGAUGCAAAUACAAUCCUACUUCCACAUGUCUCGGCCAGCCGAGGUCCACAACCCUUUGUGGCUCGACACGCCAACAUCUCGCACACGGCCCAUCCUUGUUGACUACUCUGGACCGCGGCAAGGUAUUCGGGGUAUCAUGGUCAUGGGGUCUCAAAUCAACCCCGAGCUUCUUCACGAGGUUCUUGACGGAUCUAUCGUGGGAGUGGUGGCUGUUGAAUCUCCCAAUGCAAUCCUAGGCCAGGGAGCGGGUUCCGGUGUGCUGGAUGGUCUUCCAGCGGGGAAGAAAGACUCGGACAACGAAAUGGAGAGCAGCGAGAGUGACUCUUCCUCUGAAGAAGACGAAGAUGUCAACAUGGACGGCCCUGACGACGCCGCCAAAGAUCCCGCUUCAGCUCUUCCCUCUAUGGAAGCCAACAUUGCCCGAACACCAGAAGACCUCCCCUACCUCUUCAUCGGUUCUGGAACCAACAACCCCCUCGACCCCAAAGCCUCACACUGCCUAGGCCUUGCAAUCGUGCGCUCCAUCAACGCCUCGUCCCGCAAACUGGAACUAGUCACGCCCAUCCCGGGAUCGAAAAUCCGCGGUGCCAUUGAACAAGGUCACGGGAUUGUUCUAGUGCGAGGACAGCUGGAUAACCCCAACUGGGCGAUCAGCGAGGAUUACCACGCCGCACGGGCUGCAGAAAAGCGCCAUCAGCAGAGUGUGGCCAAGGCGAGGAAGAGCAAAGACGCAGAUGGACAGGACGAUGCUUUCGACUCGAAGAUGCAGGCUAAGGUAUCGGCUACUCUGCGGGAUAGAAUACGGCGUGCAAGCAAGGUGCCGUGGAUGACGGUGAUUGAGGAUAACAGUCGGAGGCAACGAGAGGCAGCGAAUCGGGAAAGGUCGUUAUGGAAGUUACGAAAGAAGGCAUACCCAGGUAGUGAGAGUGAAACUGACUGGUAG
Messenger RNA from Aspergillus wentii DTO 134E9, 2481 nucleotides. RefSeq names its product putative RNA processing protein Grc3 (gene grc3). Gene Ontology annotation, molecular function: polynucleotide 5'-hydroxyl-kinase activity. Gene Ontology annotation, cellular component: nucleus. The record is from RefSeq and is a predicted model, not a curated record. Lineage: Eukaryota; Fungi; Ascomycota; Eurotiomycetes; Eurotiales; Aspergillaceae. Bases 1 to 2481 code for a protein of 826 amino acids. The transcript is spliced from 4 exons. Gene Ontology annotation, biological process: cleavage in ITS2 between 5.8S rRNA and LSU-rRNA of tricistronic rRNA transcript (SSU-rRNA, 5.8S rRNA, LSU-rRNA).